Molecule: messenger RNA, 2182 nt
Organism: Danaus plexippus (monarch butterfly)
Lineage: Eukaryota; Metazoa; Arthropoda; Insecta; Lepidoptera; Nymphalidae
Product: differentially expressed in FDCP 6 homolog
Exons: 10
Coding region: 170-1795 (541 amino acids)
Cellular component (GO): cytoplasm; nucleus
Source: RefSeq, a predicted model, not a curated record
ACUGCGCGUGGAGCGCACGCUUUUGACGUUUUAAAGUUUACGAUAAGACAAAGACCUAAAAUUAUUCGGUUCGAUCGUAAUAAUCGAUAAAAAAAAUUAAUUACGGAAAAAAAUAAAAUAAAACGCAUGUUUAAAAUAUAAUUUAUUUAUUAAAUGGUGUUAGUGUUAAAUGAUGUCUGCAUUGUUAAAAAAUGUUACGAAUUGCAUCUGGCACGCAUUUGACUCAUUGCAAAAUAAUGAAGUGGUGCAUAAAUCCAAGUUAAAGGUUUUAACAGCGAACCUGGGAACAUUGCUAGAUCUCUACGGUGUAGAGAAGGGUCUCGAUCACUACAAGUCCUCCCAGGAGCUGACCUUCGAUGAAUUUCGAUAUUACUUACAGCAUGAAGUAUUCAGUUCCCUUCCCAAGGUAUUAAACUUACCCGUCGCGCGGGAAUACGAGAAGAAAAUCAGUGAGGUCUGUUGGUUUGUUUGUAAGAAGCAUCUCCUAACGCGAGACAAACCGGUCUUCAGCGAUGAUUCGGUGUUCAAGCUCUUCAGGAUCUUCUGUUUGCUCGCUGAUUUGGUGCAAGACGCUGAUGAUACCAACCACUACAUGGUGGUGCUGCAGCCGUCAGAGGCUGGUAUUAUAGUUGAACAACUGGUCCAUUGUCUUGGACUCAGAUGGGACGCCGCAGAUUGGGAGGCUCUCGGCUCCUCGAUAGGACACUUCAAGUGGGCUGCGUUCCUCGCCGUGCUUGAGGCCAAGUACUGUUGUGAUCAGCUACAUUCAGCAGCACUCGUAGAAGCUGUGGAUGAAAUCUACGAUGUUUUUAUUGAGGAUAUCAUCAAGAAGGGAUAUCUCUUCAAACGUGGUUACCUUCUGCCAACGAUGAGAGAAUACUGGUGUGUUCUACAGCCCUGUGCUCUGACGUACUAUAAGAGCUCAUCCCAGAAGGAGCAAUGUGGUAGAAUUGCUAUCGACGAGUACUGUUCAGUUGAAGCAGCAGUGGGAGAAGGAAAGAUCCAGCGCUUCCAGCUGAUCACACCAGAAAGGACAUUCGAAUUUGGGACUCAGGAUCACAAGAGUCGUCUCCAAUGGUUGUCAGCGGUGCGUCAGGCGGCAGCGGUGUCUGGAGGGGCGGAGGGCUACCAGCGGCGUGCUCGGGCAGGGCGGCGUGGGGCGGGCGCGCGGCGAGAACAAGAAGCGAGGGAGGCUCGCCGGCGGCUCCAACAAGAGGUGCGGGCCAGGGUCGCCGCGGAGGCUCAGGCACAGGAAUUGGCAGAACUAGCGCAGAAGGAUAACAAGAAAUUGGAAGAACUUAAGAACGCACAAACAGAGCUCGAAAGACUUCUGCAGGAAGAGACACAGGCUAAGAGAGAUGAAGAAAUCGUUAGAGCGUUACAGGCAAGAGUUUUAGCAGAGGAAUGGGAGAGAAGAGAAGAGCUGGAAAGAUUACAAGAAGAACAAAAUAAGAUGCUAGAAGAAGAGAGACUGAAACGAAAGAAAUUCGAAAUGUUACAGGCGGAGAAGGAAGCGCAGUAUAGAGAAGCUGAAAAACGUCUCCGCGAGCUGGAACAAGAGAAGCAACAGCUGGACAUGGAACUGAGAGCGGCUCAAGAGAAGAUCUCACAGACGGAGCAUCACGCGCAGGCGCUGCAUGUACAACUAAGGGAUCUAAACCCGGCGUUACGAAACGGCGAACGAGCUAGGCGAGCGAUAUCGUUUGUACCAACAACCAAAAGUUCAUCGGACACUCUCCUAGACCUGAGAGCGUUGAGACAUAUAAAGGCUCAGAACGAUGAAAAUAAUCUGUGAAAAUCGAUAUUUUUAAUAAACAGAAAACAAGUUAGCGGACGCGACGGUUUAUACUUAAUUAUAAAUCGAUAUUUUGAUUCGACGAUUAAUCGAUUAAGUGUUUUCAUAUGAAAAUAAUAUAAUUUUAAAAGCGACGAUGUUAUUUAUCUGUAUAUUGUUAAUAUCGAUAUAUUGCAACAUUUUUUUUUCAUGUCGUUCUAUGGUCUAGCUGUAUGUUAUUAUUAACCUGCUUGGUUGGGACUACCAAAUAAAAAAACUAUUUAUUCAUAAAGCUAAGGCGUGUUGUUCUUAACGGAUAUCGUCAUUAAUGUAUUACAAAUAUAUUCUAAGUGCCUAAUGUAUGUAUUAUCUUUCCAUUUCUAUAAAUAAUAAGAAAUAAGUUUUUUU